UUGGACAAAUACGUGCAAAUAUUCAAGAGUACUUCUAGGGUUUCUAUGAAGUGGGGCUCCUCGUAAGAAGCGGAGGGUGUUUUCAUGGCUUGUGGCUAGGGCUCAGCGAUUUCUAUCCUUUGCUCGCUACGUUUUCCAAGCAUUUUUGUGGGUCGUUUAUUUCCUCUUGUUAUAAAUAGCACAGGAAUCUCACGAUGGCCCAGUCGCUUGGUCGAUGCGCCAUGAGAGGAGCACAACAGACGUUAAGAAGCCUACGCCCCGCAUUAUGGAGUCCACUGCAUCACAUUGAAACCUGUGGCCCCAGCGCAAGCUCGAAAUUUGUGGUGCGAUGCACAGCGGUUGGCCAGCCCCAAACAUGGCGGCUUCCAUUGGCGCAGAGGAACUAUAGCAGCCUUGCCGGCACGGAACUCAAGCCACCUUCCCAACCCCUCCCUGACCCUGAAGUUUUGAAGCACGUGACGGCAGCGCUAGGGCCCCUGGAUACCAAGCCGCUGGCCCCCCCUGCCCAGCCGGUUGUCAUCGUGAUCAGCGGCCCCAGCGGUGUGGGCAAGGACGCGGUGCUGGAGCGGCUCAAGCAUCAGCGACCUGACCUGUACUUCGUGGUGACCGCCACCUCCAGGCCCAUGCGCCCCGGGGAGGUGGACGGUCGCGACUACUUCUUCGUGAGCCGCGAGCGCUUCGAGGGCUGGCUGGCUGGCGGGCUGCUGCUGGAGCACGCGCUGGUGUACGGCGAGUACAAGGGCAUCCCGCGGCAGCAGGUGGAUGCGGCGCUGGCGGCGGGGACGGAUGUGGUGCUGCGGAUUGAUGUGCAGGGUGCCGCCACCAUCAAGCGGCUGAUGCCCGACUGCAUCUCCAUCUUCGUGACGGCGGACAGCGAGGAGGUGCUGGUGAGGCGGCUGGUGGCGAGAAAGACGGAGCCGCUGGAUAAGCUGCUGGUGCGUGUGAACACCGCUCGGCAGGAGAACGAACACAUCGCCAACUUCGAUUACGUGGUGGUGAACCGCGACGGCGCACUAGACGAGUGCGUGCGGCAGGUGUCGGGGAUCAUAGAGGCGGAGAAGGCGCGUACGGCUAGGAGACUGGUGCGCAGAUGAGGGGCGUGUGUGCCCAGAUCAGAUGAGGGGCGUGUGUGGUGUGGUGUGGGGUGCACCCGGAUGGGAGGAUGAUGUGGUGCCGCAUGCUACAUGAUGUGACCAGGUUGGGGAUGCUGCCGCUGGGAAGCUGAGGAAGCCUCCUGGCGAGCGAGCCGGGUGGCUACCCGGGUAGUAGUUAGGGUGUGGCUGGGUGGGCCGCAGCUGUCUUGUUGCCUGUGCUGAGGCCUGUGCUGUGGUGGGGCAUGUAAUUGUCUGUGCUGAGGCUGGGACCUAGGGUGAGGGGAGGGUGAGGCCGUGUCCUGCCCAACCGGUGCGGGGAGACACGCUGCAAGAGUGUGUCGUACUACCCUGAGGCGCUGUCCCUCCCCUGUGACGCCUCCCAGCUUGAGGCUGGGACAUGUACCAUCAACUGAUAUUUGUACUGAAUGGUGACCCAUCGCUGCAUGCGUGGGGCGUGUGAGCGGUAGCGUCCCACUCAGCCGUGCAGCGCCUGAUGCCAUAACCGCGUUAACUGGAUGGGGGGCGCAUGUUGGCGGUCAGCCCAAGGACGGGCGCGUUUGGCGGUUGUUGUGGUGGUGGUGGUUGUGGUGGUGGUGGUGGUGGUGGUGGUGGUGGUGGUGGUGCUGCUGGCGAAACGCGCUUCCAAGCCUGUGAUGUGUGUGCUACUUUACUGGGUGAGGAAUCCAGCCGCGAGAUGGGCUGUAGAUACCGGUAGACUCUAGACAAAAAGGGUACCGGUACUCCCCACGUGCACGCCCGCUCAGGGGCUCCCGGCUGCUUGCUUUGGGUGCCGCGUGCCAGCGUGCUAUUGUGUGGCAUCAGGCAGUGUAGUACGCACGCGCACAUGCGGGCAGGAAUAGCAGCGGCAGGGGCGCCUAGCGGCCCGGAACGACUGUGUGCGACUGGCGGAAGCGUGUUAUAGCUGCCUGCACCACGCACCGCAUGUGCGGCCAUGCCGCCAGCUACGGUAAGUACGGUUUGAGACGGUACCUGACGACCCACGGGUCACUCGUCCGGAACACAGGGCACAGUCCAGCAUCAAGUGCCGGCACAUGGGUGACGGGGGUCGGAGAACCAGACCACAGGUCAUACAGCCGAUACAGGUCAUUCGAUGUCAGGGAGGCGAAUCGUAGGUAUGUUUGCAAGAGGGAUGCUGCUGCUGCUGCUGCUGAAAGGGUUGCGUCGAGGCGUUUCAUCAUGACCGCACACCCACAGACGUACAUGGGGCGUGGGGGCCACCGUUUGCGGGAGUCCUGUCCACGCUAGCUUCGCUUCGUCUGAAUCCGCGCUUCGUCGGGACGUCGUCAUGUUUUGUAAGUUUGGAUCAUCGCCUCGGA
Molecule: messenger RNA, 2431 nt
Organism: Astrephomene gubernaculifera
Lineage: Eukaryota; Viridiplantae; Chlorophyta; Chlorophyceae; Chlamydomonadales; Astrephomenaceae
Source: the annotation of a GenBank genome assembly